AAGGCGCUGGGCUCGAACCGGGGCCGCGGCGGCUGCGCCAGGCUCUCCCCGGUGGAUCAGCAGGUGGGAGAUGGGCCGGCGCUCCUCGGACACGGAGGAGGAGAGCAGGAGCAGGAGGAAGAAGAAGCACCGCCGGCGCUCCUCCUCCAGCAGCUCCUCGGACAGCCGCACCUACAGCCGCAAAAAAUCCGGGAGGAAAUCCAGGUCCAGGUCGCGCUCUCGGGAUCUCCAGUCUUGGUCCCAUUCCUAUGAGAAAAGGCGCAGACACAGAUCCAGCAGCAGCUCUUCCUACGGCUCCAGGAGGAAGCGCAGCCGCUCCAGGGGCAGAGGGAAAUCCUACAGAUCCCAAAGGUCCAGGUCAAAGAGCAGGACCAGGAGGUCCCGGUCCCGGGCGCGGCAGCGUUCCUACAGCCGCAGCAGCGAGAGGUCCGGCCACAGGAGAACCCACAGCGGCUCCCGGGAGCGCCGCAAGGGCCACAACAAGGACAAGGGCAAAGGGAAGGACAAGGAGGCUCAUGGCACCAAGGCUGGGGACUCUGCAAACAUCAAAGCUGGAUUAGAACAUCUGACUCCUGCUGAACAGGCCAAAGCCAGGCUGCAGCUGGUUCUGGAGGCAGCUGCUAAGGCAGAUGAAGCGUUGAAGGCCAAGGAGAGAAGUGAAGAAGAAGCCAAGAGAAGGAAGGAAGAAGACCAAGCCACCCUCCUCGACCAGGUGAAGCGAGUGAAGGAAAUCGAGGCCAUCGAAAGCGACGCCUUCGUCCCACAGACCUUCAGGUCGAGCAAGGAAGUCAAAAAGUCAGCAGAGCCUCCUGAGCUCCAGCACGAGCCUGUGACCGUGGGAGCAGGAGCUGAGGCAGCCGCUCCCGAGAAGGAGCCUCCAGCUGCCAACAUCCCCACUGCCAUCAAAUACCAGGAUGACAACUCCUUAGCGCAUCCAAAUCUGUUCGUCGAGAAGGCCGAGGCCGAGGAGAAGUGGUUCCAGAGGCUGGUGGCUCUGCGCCAGGAGCGGCUGAUGGGAAGCCCCGUGGCCUGACAGCCCCCAGGAGCAUCCCAGGCCAGUUUCCACAUGGAAUUCCUACACUCAGUUGGUCUUUCUGUCUCUUAGAGGAGAUUUGAAUGAGCUGCUCCACCUGGAUAUUUGGAUAGUUGAAUAUCCAGCUCCACCUGGAUAACCAGGACUGUCCUGCCCUGAUUCCCCUGGAUAACCAGGAAUUUUCUGUCCUGGCUCCCCUGGAUAACCAGGAGUUUUCUGUCCUGGCUCCCCUGGAUAACCAGGAAUGUCCUGCCCUGAUUCCCCUGGAUAACCAGGACUGUCCUGCCCUGGUUCCCUCCAAGCUGGAGAUGGGCAGGGCAGCACAGCCAGGGGCAUUUCCUCUUUUUGGAGGGAAUUCCUCAGGUGCAAAACACCUGGCACCCCAUGAAACAUCAUUUUAUCCCUCCCAAUCCAAAAUAUUUUCUAGAACCAGGUGGGAGUUGGGAGAAAAGUGGGAAACUGAGGCUCAGGGAUGGGUGGUGCCAUCUGCAGCUGGAGAGGAUCCAGGCUCCAUCUCUGUUAUUUAUCCCUUCCUCCCUCCUUCUGUGGAAUCCUGAAUAUCUGGGCAGGCUCCUGGCUGAGGGAAUCUUCUCCCUGGAUGUGUUCAUCCAGCUGCUCCCAGUUCCUCACUCUGGGUGGGAAAAUGCUCCGGGUUUCCUUGAGCAUCUGCCACUACUGCAGCUGCAAGUGGGGGAUUUUAUCAAUCUCAUCACUGCCAUAAUUAGCAAAUGAUGGAAUUUUCACACACCUGGUUGUGGGCGGUGACUGCUCCCAGCCCCUGGAGUUCCCUUUGGUCAGGGGGGGCUUUCAAAUAAUCAGAGUUCAGUCUGAACUUCGGAAUUCGGCCUGGAUAAACUUCCACAAAAAUCCGCCCAUCGUCCAUCUAAGGAGCAGGAGAUGAACCAAAUCAGAUAAAUAAAAUACAAAAGUAUUUCUUCAGCAAAGGGGGAGGGAAAUGUCACAUCAGGAGAGGAGAACACGGAGCCCCACCUCCGGAUGUGCCUCACUGGAGCUCCCCAGCGUCAGCAUUCCCGUUUUUGGGAAGCUGCUUUUUGGGGUUAUUUCUCCUGGUUCUCAGAUCUGUGGUGAUAAAAAAUGGAGGCUGACUCUGGAAAUGGACUUGGGUUGUCUUUUUUUUUUUUUUUUUUUUUUUUAAUUUUUUAGAUCCAGGAUGUAAAAAAGAAAAUGUAUUGAAUUUGCAUUCUGACACAUUUUUACAUCCUUUGUGAAAUGUUAGUUUGACUUUAUCCUGCAUCAAAAUAUCCCCAGACCUUGUUUGCAGGAAAAAAGAGGGGAAAAAUUUAUUUCUCUCCUUGCAUUUCAGCAUUUUCAAAUGGUAAAUAUUUGUCAUUGCUGUGUUUUCUAAUCACCUUUUAUGUUUCUUUCAUAGAAAAUAAAAAACUGUUUGA
This is a messenger RNA of Hirundo rustica (Barn swallow), 2442 nucleotides long. RefSeq names its product arginine and serine rich coiled-coil 1 (gene RSRC1). NCBI's taxonomy places the organism in Eukaryota, Metazoa, Chordata, Aves, Passeriformes, Hirundinidae. Gene Ontology annotation, cellular component: cytoplasm; nucleus. Gene Ontology annotation, biological process: alternative mRNA splicing, via spliceosome. Bases 71 to 1033 code for a protein of 320 amino acids. The record is from RefSeq and is a predicted model, not a curated record. The transcript has 11 exons.